AGAUUAUGGAAUUAUAAUAUUUAUGCAACGAUCAACAUUAGCAUGGCGUCGACCAAUAACUGUGCUUGAAAUACAGUCUUGGCACUUCGUAGCGAAGGGAACUCCUUUAUUUGCGCCAGGCUACAGUUUACCUUAUAUUUGGAGACUGAGGUGUUGUUCAGUAUGGCAGGGCUUGUGAAGGCUAAGAAGUAUGAUUGGAAGGACUCAAACUUGGCUUUGUUCGGCUCAGACGUCGAGAAAAAUGUAAGAUUUUUCAAACGUCAGCGCUCCGCCGGAGUUGCCCUUGUCUUAUCAAUAUGUAGCAGUGGACAAACGAUAGAUGUCUCGUAAAGGUUCGCUUAACUUGCCUAACUGUCGACAGAGAAGAGAUACGCCGCCCAAGCGAUGCAGUGUUAUUUCAACCAUGACAAAUGCAAACAGUGGAAAACAAGCUUCGAUCAGUUGCAAAUUAGGCUUAUCUGAAUCUUGACUUUAUAAUGCUGUAAAACGUCCCUAAAAGCCAAUAGUCACAGGUCACAAUGUUGAAGACAAGUGACAAGAGAGACAUUUCGCGAAAUGAGAUGUAAUCGUAUAUAAAAAUAUAAGCAUAUAAGUAGACAUGAAAUACACGAUUAUGCACGAUGGUGUAUCAGCAUAAGUAUGAAAUUUGCUACAGGCUUUGAGAUUUUAUUCUCUGAUAAUUAUUUUUGUGCUAUCCAUUGGUAGGUCAAGAAAAGUUCAGCAAUGGAGGAAAAAGCGUGGAAGGGCUGUGGUCAAAAAGUUGAGUUAAAGAUCUGGAGAAUUGUCAAAUUUAAGGCGAGUAUUAAGCUUAGUUUACGUUAUUUAGUGACUGUCAUAAUUUCUUGUGUCGUCGGAGCUGUAUCUUCAUGUAUGUCAAACCUCGGCUGGAAAUAAACCUCAGCUGGAGAUGUUUCUGUAAAUACGCCUUCGCGUGAUGUUCUAAUCAAUCAUAAUAAUACUUUUUAUCCAUCAAACAAUGAUGUAGUCGUGAUUAUUACUGUUUCUUUGCAAUCAAACGUAACCCUUAAAUUCAUGCGACAUUUUGACCUCUGUCAUCUGAAGGAUAAUUAGACUUCUUUUGAGCUUUGGAGUUUUUACCUUAUAUGGUUCUAAAGUUGAGGUGUUCAUAGUGAUCGAAUAGCUAAGUUUGGCUCAAUAUGUAGAAGGUUCUGGGUAAAAAAUGUUCGCUUACAGGUGGGAAUUUUUUUUCCGUGAUGAUAAUAUUAAACCAAUAACUAUCUCUGUUUUUUAAUAUAAUGGACAAAUAUAGAUUUAACAUGGAAGAUUAGCGGAGAAAUGGAUUUGAAGGGGAAGGUUUUCAGCUGUUCUGAGAAAAAAAAAUUGAACUAAAAUAGUUCAAGGUGCAUUGUUUGUAGAAGUAUAGGGAUGCUAAUGAGGACACUAUGGCCAUUAUUGUGUGAAUGUCCAAAACUUUUUCCAUCAGCCCUAAUUCUCCUUUUCCUUUCCUCAGAAUUUUCCUGAUCUAUUAAAUUAGUGGGUUAAUAUUGUAAUAUUGAUAGUAAUGUUCUCGCUCUUCAUUCCAGUUAAUGACUGUGUUGGUCUAUUUUGAAUUGAUCUUUAUUUGGAAUUUUGCUAAGAUGUUAUUAAUUUACAGCUAUUUGGGAAUUGUUUAAUUGUUCAGGUGAUUAUGAAGAAAUGUGCAAUCUGAUUGAGCCAGGAUUGCAUCAUAUCUUGCAAUAAUCACCACGUACAAGGUGGUUAUUGUGGUAGAGCUAAAUCUCAAAAUGACAACAUUUCAAUUUGUCAAGAUUACAAAGAAAGAGAUGAAAGCCACGACAGAGAUUCCAUGAAUCUUCUACCAUUUAGCUUUUACUAACCAGGAACUUAAUCAUUGAAUUACAAUUUUUUUGUCAAGAAAAAGGAAGAAUUUGUCUACAGGUUCAAACAACCUACUAGAGUGGAAGGGAAAGAAAAUAUUACAUUUCAAUUAGAUACCUAAUCAGAUAAGUUGGGGAUUAGCAGCUGACAGCUUUGAAUAACAAAUGGGUGUGAUAUUUUGCACACUCUUGUCAAAGUUGCAUGCCCUCAGCCUUGCCUAGAGGCUUGUACCUUUGGUAGUCACUUCUUAACUUGUAUACUUUACUCUUGUAGCCUCUUACUUCAAGCCUUACUGGAAGGGCAGGACAUUUCUUGUACCAAUCUCUCUAUCUCUGUUCUCUGAUGUGUGUGAUGUUUGGGAGCAAAUAAAUUUUUUAAAAAAAUUGAUUUUUCUGUGGUGAUGACCAGCACAGUUUUCCAAAAGUAAUUUUUAAGCUUAGGCCUUGUGAAUAUUUUUGAAUAAUCCUCUUUGUUUGGGGCAUUAUUCAUUUAAUGUUUGUUUUGCAUUUGACAAAUAGUUGCUUAAAUAGUUCACUCAAAAACAAGACUAACAUUCCAUAAAGAGUUGUGUUCUUAAAUCUGUUGGUUACAUUUGACAGCUCAGAUGAAUUACACUGUCACAUAAAGCCCUAUGACAAUAUGUUGUUGAUUAAACUGCAUUUUGGCCUCUUGUGUAUUUGUAUUUUAAAUUGUUGUGACUUUUGUACCCACAGGUGGUAGAUUGGCCCAAGGAGGACUAUGGGAGAUUUUAUGAUGGAGACUCGUACAUCAUUCUUAAUACGUACAAAAAGGAUCCUAAUAGUGAGGUCAGAGAAUUCUGCUGAUGCAAAAUUUUUUCUUGAAAGUACAUCUUAUAAAUUCAUCGUUGGUCAGUUUAAGUCCUUGAAAAUGGUAGUGAUGGAGUCAGGGCAAUGGUUAGAUGUAAGAGGUUUUCACUACAACCCUCUAAUCCUUAUCAGAGUGAUUAGCAUGUAAUUUUUCCUUGUCAUAUCACUUGUGAAUGAAACAAAGUUUGAGAGAGCAAAGGAAAUGAUUGCAGAUGAAAAUAGCUCAUGACAUUAAAUAAAUUCUCCAUGUAAGUUCCCUGUGAUGUAUAGAGACCAAUAUGAAGAAAAGGUAUGGAGCUGGACUGAUGCUAUAGUGUGAAGAGUUAGGGGUGGUUUCAGUCACAAGAACAUUUUGGCAUUUGGGAAUGUGGUCUGUGUUAAGGGAACAGUACUUGAAAUCUAGGAUAAAGUCAGUUUGUCCCUAUUUAAAAGCCAAGCAAUCAAACCAAUGAAUUUGGUUGCCUUGAUGAAUCCUUGAUCCCUAUGAAUUAAAUGCACUGAAUAAAUAAACAACUUAGGGUUACCUGUCUUUCCAUUUUCAUUGAGGUUCUUACUUUCUCUCUCUAUUCUUCCUUGUAUUGUGCAUCUGAAUUGCUCAAUUCAACUUUCCCUUUCUUGGUGGGCUGUGCUAAUCUGCCCAAUAAAUUUUGAGCCUUGCAGGAAAGGGGCACAGAUAGUUUUGCUUCAACUGAUGUUGGGGUUCUUCACUUAAGAACAACACCAUUGUCUCGCUAGUUUUUUAAGGCUUGCCAGGUUAUUUUAUUAUUAAGAAUUAUAAUUUUAUUGUUACAAACAGGGUUUGCAUACACAUUUGUUGGUCCUAUUUUAGCCCUAUCCUUGUGGGAGGUGGUUGUUCAGGGCUGUUGACUCUGUCAAGGUUACAAAUUAAGGUAACCUAUCCUUACUAAUGUUGUUAUGAUUUAUCAGGAGCUUGACCAUGACGUUCACUUUUAUAUUGGCAAGUACUCCAGCCAGGAUGAGUAUGGAACAGCUGCAUAUAAAACAGUUGAACUAGACACUUAUGUGAGGAUGAAUAAAUGCCUUCUAUUUUUUUUAAUGUUAAUCUCAAAUUAUCACUGUCGAGAUAUGAAGGAAAUGUAUCUUCCUGGAUUGAGAGAGAUACAAGAAUAAGUGUGAUAAACUAGUCAGAACUAAAUCUACAAUUUUUAAAGGUUCUUUUGGUUGAAAACCUGAGAUUAGUGCUUUUGUUGUACAUGCAUCAAAUUUGGAAUGUAUAACAUAUACUAGCUCCUCUCAAGUAAAAAUAUCAGCUGCAGCAAAUUAAACUAAAUUUUAAAUAAAUUCUGUUAUUGCUGUAAAUGUAAGGUUCUGAAAGUGAGGAAUAUCAGUUAAGUUUUUCCUUGGCUAUUUCUCAGUUUUAACCGUGGCCUUUUGAUCUGUGAUGCAUUUACACCAAUUGCCUGGGAGCAAAAGUAUUUGAUGGAAUUAUCUAUACACAGUUUGUUCUGUUUUGAUGAGGAUGAAAGCAAAGAAUACAGAUUUAUUUAUCUUUUUUUUAAUCUGGCAUUUUCAUGCUUUUAUGUAGGCAAUAUUAUCAAUUUUUUCUUCCUUAGUUGGAUGAUAAACCUAUCCAGCAUCGUGAAGUAAUGGAUCAUGAGUCUCCACUCUUCAAGAGCUACUUCAAAACCAUUUCUAAAAUGAAAGGAGGGUAUGUGGAAAAAGGUCAAACUUUAAAAAUUAAAUUAAUUAAAAAUACUCAUUCUUGUGUUAAGGUGAGAUAAUUUUUUAAACAUGAAUGGGAUCCUCUUAAAAUUGCAGAAUGUUUUGAAUUCUUAAAACAUGGUUUAUCAGCACAACCUUUAUCAUCAUUGUAGCCAAAAGAAUAAUGCAUUUUCUAAGAAUGAAGUAUUUGUUAUGUUGCUGUCAAGACCUUUUAGAAGAAUUACCAAAUGGAAUACUAUUUGACAAUUAGUAGCUGACUACUUUGACAAUAAAUCAAUUGAUGUGGGUCAUUUUAAUUUAGAGCUUAUAAAAUGUAAAUGAUAAUAAUAGAAUAAUAAAAUGAUAAAAAAGAGUUGUUCACUGAAGUGAAGGUGAAUACAUGUGGAUAUUGACUGAGCUGCCAAGUAUCAAGGUUAAAAUCCACUUGUGUGAACGCCUCUGAGGUGAAUAAUUGUUUUAGUUUAUACCAGACAAAUACCUAAAAUUAGUUUAUUUCCAUCAAUAUGCUGAAAAAUGGUUUUGUUCCUGCUAUUCACUUCUGAACCAGCCAAUCAACGCAUACAAAAAUCACUAUUCACUUGUUUGGGCAUAUACUAAUUAAUAUUUCUACAGCACCAUUCAUACUAUUAACCAAGAGUGCUUAACAAAGUUGCUAAUCAGGUGGUUAGGGGGCUGCAAAUUUUCAGUGUUGAGAGCAGAUCAUAUAAGAAUAUGUGGAUUAAAUUUUUUUUCUUUUUUGCAUGUAUGAAAUUAUGGUUUACUUAUUAAUAUGAUAUGCUUUAUAGGGCUGAAUCAGGAUUCCGUCAUGUGGAACCCAAGAAAUAUGUCCCCCGCCUUGUUCAUGUGUCUGGUAAUAAGGUAAGGUACCUCCUUUGUAUGAUGUAAUUCUUUAUGUCAACUCUAUUUAUAGUUUGUGAACAGUGCACCUAAAGUAGUUUUACAGUGUUCAUGGAAUAUCAACAGUCUCCAACAAAAAUGGGUGCACUUUUAUACACUUUGACUAAAUGCUCAUUCAAUCUGAACAACUCCAUUUGUUGAAGAUGGAAUCACUUGUUUUUGGAUUAACCUGCAUAUCUGAUGGAAGUGAACUUGAGAUCAGAUCUUCAAGUUUUGUUCUUCUGUGAACAAGGAACCAGUAACAUUUUCUUGCAUAAACAUGAAACCACUGUGACAAGUGACAAGCUGAUACAAUUAAUAAAUCAUACAGCAACACUAGCCAUACUUGUUACUCAACCUUUAAUCUCUAAGAGUGACUAGCACCUAAUUUCAAGAAUAAAUGAAAUGAUCACCAACUGAAGAAGCUAUUGACUGUUAAUCACAUUCUCCUUGACAUUACGUUAAGAAAUAUAUAGGACAACUUAUGGAGAAUAUGAUCACUGAUAUUAGGGAGUAAAGGAUUAAUACAACCCAAGCUGAAAUAUGCAAAUGUAUAAGAAAAAUCACAGACAGCUAUAGAGCAAAUAAUAUCUGCAUUGUUUUGAAAAAAAAAAAAAAAGCACCCACAAGAAUUCUAAUCGGUGCCAAGGAAAUGAUUUGACAUGGAAAGCAAAUUUUUGUCACCUCUGCUUCAUUUCUGAUAGAAAGUGACGAUCAAAGAGGUGAAGUUUAAGAAAGAUUACUUGAAUGAUGAUGAUGUGUUCCUUGUUGACCUUGGACUGAAGAUAUUUCAGGUAAAUUGUAAAGUACUUGUAGCUAAAUAAAAAUUAGAAUGAGACUAGUAGACUUAAAUGUGCAUGACAUUCCUGGAAAGGGGAACAGUAGGAGGUUCUCAACACUGCAAUACUGCCAAAAAAAAUUAGGCAAGUACCAUAAUUUUGCAGAAAGAAGUGUUAUGUACCACAAUAAGGUCAAAACUUGUUGUAAUGCUAAAAACCGGCACUCUUAAUGUUUCAUUCAGAGCAAAUAGACAGCAAUAAUAAAUAAGAAUUUGUUUAUGAAUGUACUUUGGGUAAUUGUCAAUUUCAACCUGUUUCCAAAACAAAUGAAAACUGGAAAAGGCAUGAAAAACUGUGAAGGACUUGAAGGAUGAUAUUUAAUACCACCCAAAAUGCAAAAAAAUGAUAUCCAGCAUGUUUGGAGAAUAUCUCAAUACCACAAUUGGAUAUUGAAAUUACCAAAAUACUGCAAGAAAAAAACUCCAAUACUGCAAACCCUAGUGUCCCCCUCCUGGGAUGUAACAAUAAUUUCUUUAACUUCCAUAAAGGCUCAAAUGAGAUUCCUUUCAGUGAGCCACUUAUCCAGACCUUCAACUUUUUCAGUAUUCAGUGUUAUUCUUUUCAUCAGCCCCUCUGUCCCCUCUCCCCCACCACCACCCCCCCCCCAAAAAAAUGGAAUAUUUAGGUAAAAAAAGGAGUAUCCUCAUUCAAUUGAGGUAAAUUGCAGUUCAUUACAACAUGUUAGACAUGUUCUGAAGAGCCCUGUGUUAGUUUCUAUAUUAAAUAUUGUAGGUUCUCAACCAAUGCUAGUCUGUGCCAGGCUCUUGACUAGUGGAAAUGUACAAAAGAGCAGGCAUUUGACAAAGAGUGAUAGGAAUAGAGCCUGUAAGAUUUGAUUUAAAUUGCUUAUUUUACCCAUUGAUUCACCCAUGUUUAGAUAAUCUUUUAUCAUGUCACCUUUUUAAUUGCAUCUUGCAGCAUUUUAUAAAUGAUUAUGUUGUCUUGGUGUGUAUUUUUAAGAGGAUCAAUUACGUUUGCCAUGAAUUUGGUCAUGAUUAGCACAUGGCUCUCUGUUCAGAGUUAGAUAUAAAAGUUUCCAACAAUUCUUUAAUGAAAUGGUUGGCUUAUUUGUGUAGUGGAAUGGUGAUAAUAGCAGCAUGAAUGAAAGGUUUGCAGCAGGAAAAUGUGUAACGCAAUUAAAAGUAAGUAUGCUGAUAUUCUCACUAAAUUAUCUCUGUCAAUUGUUGAAUUUUCAAACUGUGCAAUUUAUUAGAAUAACCAUAUUGAUUUGAAGUAAGCUAAAGUUUGUAGUUUUGAUGCCAUUAUAGAUGGUACAUGUCAGGGCAUGGCAUGGAAAAGUCCUUUGGUACAUGAGAUCCCUCCUUUUGAAAGAAACUGUGCUUAUUAUUAUCAUCAUUACUAUUAUUAUUAUUGUUAUUAUUAUUUCAUUAUUUUUCUUUUGCUACUGCAAGAUACUCCCUUGCCCUUACAGGGAAAUCUGUCUGUACACCCUGAUAUUAGCAACGAUCUUUGACUUGUAUCUUCAGACUUGAGAAUGCUUAUACGGUUUUUGUCUUUCAGUCUGAACGAGGUGGUAAACCAACUGUGGAAGUUCUUGGUAAGUAUCCAAUCGAUUAAAUAGGGAACUGUUCAAAACUUCUCAAUUAUUAUGGCAAAUUACUCCAUCGACUGACUGCAGAUAUUUCAUAUAAAUUUAGAAUUGUUCCUACUUAAAAGAUGAUGAUUAAUUUGCACUUGUCUGUCAACACUGUCAACACAGAUUGUUUUGUUGAUUACUGUGUAAGGGGUAAUGAUAAAUAAUUAUUCCAUGAGAGUGCGUUGGAUUUGAGAUGAUAGAUAGCCAAUAAGGUGUAAGGCACGUAGCUUUAACGAAUCUCUAACAAUAUCCUCUCAGUAGUGUUAUUUCAUUCUUUGUGGCUUUUACUUUUGUUGCGGAGAUGACGUCAAUGACUUAGCAUCGUUUUACGUUAUAUCCAAUCCACGGGAGAAGUGUUUGCUUCUAACCAAAAGAAAAUUCAUCCGAUGAAUCAUUUUCCUUCAGAUGUUAUUCGGUAUAUGAGCCGAUAACCGGAGUUAAGUGAACUUAUCACAACACUAGAAAUGCAAGAUCCAGAGUUUAAUAAUCUUUAAUAUGUCAAUAUAACGUUGAUAGUGUUAUAUUUAACUGUAUCAGAUAAUUGUACGGUUGCUGAAAUACCUGAGGAGUUGUUGGAAGUCUUUCCCGAGGAAGGACAGCCUGGAACCAAGAGGUCUAAAUUUUUUACGAAAAAAGAUGAGGUAUUGUGUAUACAACAUCGUUUGAAUUUUAAAUUUUUACAGUUGCAUGUGAUAUCUGCAGUCAGAAGGUUGUUUUCUUGUCAGCUUUUUCAUAACGUAACAUCAUUUUGCUAAUCCAUAGUUUUUACGGAAAAAAAUAGUUCUUGUUUAAAUCAUAUUUGUUGAUUGAUCUAUCGGGUAGAAUCUGGAAGUCAGCUUAGAAGAUUUUACAUCAACCAGCAAAAAGUGAUAUUGACCUUUCUUUACUUAGUUUUCGUGCCAGUUAAUGAGAGUAUCGAGCCUAAUCUUUCAGAAAAAUGCUCUUGAUUUCUUUCAUUGAAGUGAUUCCCUCUUGACUGGUUCGAAUAUUUCAGUCAUUUUAUUCGCCGUUUCAACGUGAUCUCUAUACGUGUUUCUUUUUUUUUCUUUUAUAAGGACGAAAACGAGAGUACAAAACCUCGAAAGGAAAAACAUGCCUUAUUUGAUUAUUAUUACUAUUAGGGCUGAUGGUGAUAAUCACUCUAAUCCAUGUGGUAGCUUUUCCCUUUCGUGGGAGUUUUUUAUGGUUUCCUUUGGCUACAAGAGAUUACUCUUAAUGCACAAUUUUGUUACCCUUUGCAAUUCAUCAUUCAAAACUUUUACAUGUAAACGUGCAAAGCAACUCAAUCCUGAAAAAAACGCGGACAUUUUACACGUGUUUUCUUCCAAUUAACCCCACCCUCAUUGGUAUUCACGUUGGAGCGACCUUCACUGAUACUGUUGUUUUUUAAAUAAUUAGAUGCAAACUUUUUCUUUUAUCUAGACUGAUAGUGAUCCAGGGUACGAGAAGGUGUUGUUCAGGUUAGUAGUAUACUUGUUUAGUAUAAUUGCUAACAAGGUGAUUAUAGAAAUGUGCGCGCUCUAAUUGAUCGAGGAUUGCAUAAUAUCUCUCCAUAAUCAGCUCGCGCGUAGCGAUCAUAGCGACAGGAGUACUAAAUUUCAAAGCGGCAGUCUCGCGUUUUAUCAAUCUUUCCGAGAAGGUGAUAAACGCGAUAGAAGAAAAUUCAAUUUCGAAGAGCGCCAAAAAAUGGUACCGAAUUUGGUGGAACACUUUUCAAAGAAAGUUUUGAAGACUUGGCUGAUUAAAUCAAAUAAACCUAUUAAACUGUUUGUCCAUCUUGAUACGAGUAAUGACAGAAUUUUAACGAAAUAUACGCUAUGUUGUCUUUACUUACAGAAUUUACAACUAUUCGAAAGCACCUAAAAAAUUAUAAUAAAACAAUUAUUCAUCCCAGGCUUAGUGAACACUGUUGAAUAAUCCUCUCGAAUUCGUCUCAGGGAUUAUUCAACAAAAUUCACAUCGCCUUCAGCGUAUAAUUGUCAGAUAGAAUAGUGUAGGCAUAAACCUUACUGAGGUUUGAUGAUUGAUAUUGCCAUUGUUAAUCCUCAGAAAGAUCUAUUGAGCCAGUUCAUGACAGAGUAGCAAUAACGUUGAAUUUCAUGAUCACUUUCAUUCAACGCCAUGUUGAACUGACUUGAAUGAUUUAUAGGUUGUCAGAGGAAAGCGGUGAGAUGAAGUUUACUGAAGUUGCUCGCGGGAGGGUAACAAAGAGCCAAUUGGACAGCAACGAUGGUAGGCCUUCUUCUUCUAUAAACCUUCGUCUAAAAGAUUGAAAAUAAGGGGUAGAAAACUGAUAGAACGAACGAAGUGGCAUUAGCAUUCGCGAAAUUCUCUUUAAGUAGAUAUCUACAAAGGACUACAUUUCCUCAGCUAGUUCCCCACCCUCCCCCCCCUCCACUUCUUUCUUGCUUGAAACUGCGGUUUGAACUAAGCGCUGUCGUAUGCAUACGCUGUCGACAUAUGCUCUACUUCUCGUACCCUUAAUUUUGUGUGUUUCUGAAUUUCUCUUUAGUGUUUAUCUUGGAUUCUGGAAAACACUGCCAUGUGUGGGUUGGGAGCGGCGCAAGCUCAAAUGAAAAGAAGAAUGGUUUGUCUUAUGCCCACGUAAGUAUUUCCGAGCACUGUCUUUCGUUAGGUUCUCGAGCUAUUGCCUCUGUGAAAUAAUAUAAAUCUCGUAACAUUUGUCGUAUCGCAAAUGAUAUCAACUGGAAAUAUAUGACCAAUAGCCUCUAUUUGGCAUAAUACAUAUGUACGCAUAUUUGAAUGCAAACAUUAUCUGUUCCGAGAUGCGAACAGUUUUCGGGAGCGAAGCUCGAGGAAAACUUUGAGCUUCGAUUUGUCCAAGGACAAAUAUACGAGCAUGUUUUCGCGCCAAAUGGAGGCUGUCGUUUUUAUUAUCCUUGAAAAAAUUUUUGUAACUUGCGGGAAAAUUUUUGCGAGCAGUUUACAGUUUGUUGCGUGAGAUGUUUACUUUUCAGUGUUCUCUGGUACGACUUUAUGAACGAACAUAAAUGUCCCUUCUUCUUUAACAAUACUUAAACGCUCUUUCAACGUUAAUUGAAUUUUACUGAAACAAACGCUUUCAUCGUAAUAGACGCAGGGUUAGAAAAUUGGGGUUGAAUCACUCGUGGUGUAUCCUCGAACCUCCUAGUUUUAGCUGGGGCAUACUAGAUCACAAGAUGCUUUCAGACCAAUCGCGCGCGAGCAAAAAUAUAUUUGGUGGGUUAUAACUAACGAGAGGGCUUUUGAGUGAAAAAAAGAUAUGAAAAGUCAUCAAAUAACACAUUUAAGUUUGUCAUUCUACCUCGCUCGGUGGACGAUAAUUACACAAAAGGAGACAUUUUCCUGUGUCAGUUCAAACGUGCUAACUCAAGUGGGAUUUUGGGGGGACAUGAUAAAAGCUUUUAAAUGACGAGCCCUGAAGGCGUCAUCAGAUAUAUUUCUUGAUGGGUGGAAAGUUGUGUGUAAUGUAAAGUGCCAUAACCCGUAUUGAUUAGAAAUUGACGAUACACUCAGAAUGUCUUCUUACAGAAUUUACUACUGUAUGUCUCAUUUACUUGUCCUAAUUACAGAAUUACCUAACCAAAUCUGCAAACCCUCUUCAACCAAUCACUGUAAUUGGAGAGGGACAGGAAACGAAGGAAUUCCACGCAGCAUUUAACUAAGGUACUUCUCACAAUCUAUGCUAACUAAUAGUCACCCAAUCUUCUUAGAUAAGGCAACACAGCAUUGUUGGGUGUAUGAUGGGUUCACGUUUCAUAAACGUACACAUACAGAAAACUUUAUUAACACCCUUCAGCUUGAUAUGGUACACACCGUGACGCGGCUCCUGUUACGUUAAACAAAUUAUCAAAACAGCCAUUUCGUUGCCCAGUCUUGUGCUUAUUGAAAAGGUACCAGCUCCACCCGAAAAAUCAGAGGCAUGUGACCAAAGUCAAGUUUAAAUAACAUGGGGUAAAACCUUAACUCGCAUUCUGCAAACCACCGUGCUAUUUACAUGCACGGUUGAGGCGUUGCACUCUAGCACCCGGACUAGGGAGCUCUAAGCGGCUUUCAUUAUGAAUCUGUUUGGAAACUGGUCGAAGAGUUAAUAUAGUGUUAUUGGCGUUGGCGCCGACUGUUGUUGGGAUAUAAACUGUGCCAGGGUCUAGACCAGAGAAGCGAGGGACCGAAAUCGAUUGGCCGUUUUUUUGGGAAGACUGGUCCCCACACAAACGGUGUGCCUGAUACAGGCUAGUUUGUAAAUGAGAGGAUCUUACUGCUGCUUUAUUACCUACUUCGCAAACGUUUCCAUUGGGAGUUUCUGAUUUCAACAUUUUAUCUUUUAGGGUGACACCAUGUCAAACGAAGGCAGUCUGAUCAAGAAGUAUUAAAAACAUAAAUUUGUAGUGUCUGGCUAAGUUUUUGGUGAAUAUGGACAGAAUUUCGUGUGAUUUUUACUACAUUAUGCAAAAAUUCGUCUGUGUUCGCAGGCAGCUUCUGGAAGUAGGUUUCUUUGUAAUUUUGUUGCUUGUUAAUCGGAAAAUGAAACAUGAGUUGUUAAUCUUGAACUUCGUUAAGGUUAAACAAGGAUUCACCGCUCUAUAUUGUUCAAGGCAUAACUGAUCACAGAUAUGAAAAUAAACCAAGGAAUUUACUGUGUUUCAAGUUUUUGUUUGUAAACAUUACGUAAUUAUCGUAACCUUUGUAUUAACAC
This is a messenger RNA of Pocillopora meandrina, 12357 nucleotides long. NCBI's taxonomy places the organism in Eukaryota, Metazoa, Cnidaria, Anthozoa, Scleractinia, Pocilloporidae. The record is from the annotation of a GenBank genome assembly.